AUGGUGAACAAGAAAAAGAAAAGGGAAGGUAAAGGAGGACAAAACAAAAGUGAAGGGAAUAAAAUUGAAUGGGAACAACUAAGAGAGGAGGCAGCAUCAGUAGCUGCUGUUCUACUUGGAGCAAGAAGAGCCAAAAAACGUUACAUUGGGGUGCGUCAAAGGCCUUCGGGAAGAUGGGUGGCUGAAAUCAAAGACACCAUUCAGAACAUUAGACUAUGGUUAGGAACUUAUGACACUGCUGAAGAUGCUGCUAGAGCUUAUGAUGAAGCAGCUCGUUUGCUUAGAGGUGCCAACACUCGCACAAACUUCUUUCUAUGCCAAUCUUCCCAUUCUGUUCCUGCUCUUCCUCCAAAGAUUGCCAAACUCCUCCUUCUUAGGCUCAAAGCUAGAAGCAUUGCCUCUUCUUGCAUGGUUACUACUCCUUUUCCUAUUAACCACUUUGAGCAAGAAACAGAAGCAGACCCAGAACCUCAUUUUCAUCACCAAAUAAAAGAACAGCACUUUGAGAAUCUUCUAGAUAUGGCAGGAAAUGGGGUUGUUGCUGAAGGUUGUGAUGGUGCUCGUUCUGAUUCUUCUACCAUAACUACUUGUGACAUCAGCUGUGGAACUAAAGAAGAAAAUUGUAACCAAGAGGGUAGUAGGGAGGAUUUCAGAUUGGGGUAUCAUUGUGUUAACAGUGUUGGUGAUGAAAACAAUCAGAUUAUGAGGCCUAAAGGAGAGUUUGAAGUCUGUGAUGUUGAGAUCAUGGACUUGCAGUUUUUGGAUUCUGGCGGGUCAUUGAGUUACUCUUUUUCUCCAUUUGAGAUAGCAGAGGAGAUGAUGGGACCAAUGGAGGAAGAGAAAUAUGAUGUGGAUGAUUCAACAUUGCUUAGAGAAACUUUCAGGAUGAAGUAUGAACGUAAAUUCUCAGCUUGUCUUUACACCAUAAUUGGGGUGUCUGAGUGUUUGAGGCUACAAGUUGGACCAGAAAGGUGCAUGUCAAAGAGGCACAUGUUGAAGAGCGUAGCUAAGGUUGUGAUUAGAUUCACAAAGAAGAAUAUCUCUUUGAAGACAGUGAUGGUGAAUCUCCUUAUAGAACUGGCUCUAAGACAAAUUUUAAGACACCAGCUGGUUAAGCUUGGCGGUAAUGAACCUAACACAGAAUAA
Messenger RNA from Abrus precatorius (Indian licorice), 1146 nucleotides. RefSeq names its product ethylene-responsive transcription factor ERN2-like. NCBI's taxonomy places the organism in Eukaryota, Viridiplantae, Streptophyta, Magnoliopsida, Fabales, Fabaceae. The record is from RefSeq and is a predicted model, not a curated record. Gene Ontology annotation, molecular function: DNA binding; DNA-binding transcription factor activity. Gene Ontology annotation, biological process: regulation of DNA-templated transcription. The transcript is spliced from 3 exons. Bases 1 to 1146 code for a protein of 381 amino acids.